This is a messenger RNA of Meloidogyne enterolobii, 246 nucleotides long. The record is from the annotation of a GenBank genome assembly. Lineage: Eukaryota; Metazoa; Nematoda; Chromadorea; Rhabditida; Meloidogynidae.
AUGCAACAAAGUAUUGUUGGUCAUGGUCAACAUGCUUCUAAAAAAGAUGAGGAUUCACCUCUUUACGAACAUCUUUUAAAGCUUCGAAAAACGGUUAACAACGUUCUAAAACAAAUUUUUACAGAAUUUGUUGUUGGACUUGAGUAUAAUUCAUUCAAAAAAAUGGGAGAGGAAUUUGAAAAGACUGAGGGAUUAAUUAAAGAAUAUAUGGUGGGGAGAGUGGGGAGAUAUUCAUAUUCAUAUUAA